Messenger RNA from Chaetomium fimeti, 1768 nucleotides. RefSeq lists its product as uncharacterized. Lineage: Eukaryota; Fungi; Ascomycota; Sordariomycetes; Sordariales; Chaetomiaceae. The record is from RefSeq and is a predicted model, not a curated record. The transcript is spliced from 3 exons. Bases 381 to 1367 code for a protein of 328 amino acids.
UCAGCGCCAUCAGGGAUCGACAAUUGCCCCCGACACUCCGCCCAUUACUGACGCGGACUCAAAGUGUACCUUGAUCUCAACGACGAAUAGACUCCUGCAGCAGCCACAGUGCACGGCCGCCGCUUGGGGUUCUUGCUUGCACCCGGGCCCACCACAACACACAAACUUCCGACCUCACUGCAAUUCAAUUCGGGGUGAAUUGCAGACUGAGAGCCUAGGUUCUGAGAGUGAACAUCUCGAUCAGCCUGGUUCUUUUUUUUUUCUUUUACUACGACCUUGUCGACGCUAUUGGCCAGUCGUGCGAUAUCUACAUCCCGAUGCUCCUCUAACACACACACAACACCCAUUGAAUCAUCUCGACAGCAGCAACAUCGCCAAAAAUGAGUUCGCCAGCGCAGGGAGGGCCGUCGGCCGUUAGGGAGAAGGAGGAGAAGAAGGGGUUCGGGAAGAAGGUCCUGUCGAGGAUGAAGACGGUUUUGAAGAAGGCCACCGACCCGUCGUCUCGCCGCAUGUCCGUCGCCGCCGCGAAACCCGAACCGACCAGCGCCCCCGCCGUGGCUUCCACGAGCCAAACCGCGCCAGUGGCAGAGGUUCCCGCAGCUGUGGAAGCCACCAAGGUCCCGAGGUCUCAAAUCUUCGCGGAGCGGGCGAAGAAGCUCGGCGAACUGUACGGUUUGGAAUUGCCGCCUAGCGAGUGGCACAAGACGGAGGGUCAUGCCCUCCGCGUGGAGAAGCCCAUCAGGAUGCGGGUGCACAGGAAGUGCCAUCUCUGCAGCACCUCGUUCGGCGUGGGCAGGGAAUGCCCCAACUGUACGCACCCUCGCUGCAAGCAGUGCCCGCGUAUCCCCCCGAAGCGCACCGAGGCCGAGAAGGAGGAGAGCCGCAAGAAGCGAGCAGCCAUCAUCAAGGAGCGGGCCGAGAAGGCGCCCAUCAUCCCAGACUGGGACCCGACCCCGAAGAAGAUCGUCCUCAAGCGACCGGCCAAGACAGGAGGCCAGGACCUCUACUACAGGAAACCCCGACAACGUAUCCGGAGAACUUGCUGCGGGUGCGAAAAGCUGCUCGCUGGCACCAAGACUUGCGAAGGAUGCCAGCACACGCGUUGCACCGAUUGCCCCCGGGACCCCCCUAAGAAGGACAAGUACCCGUACGGCUAUCCUGGCGACGCCCCAAGUGCGAGGAUUGGGCAUUACCAAUGUGCUAGCUGCAAACACAUCUUCUCCACGCCGCCCACGGACGAACCCGUCUGCGUCAAAUGCAGUCACACCCAGUGCGACAGGCUCACUCCAAGGAAAGUGGAGCCGGAACCCGAUCCCGAAAUCCUAAAGAGCAUACAGGUGAAGCUGGAGGGCCUGAAGCUCAAAUGACAUUAGCCAGGCGAAGGCAAUGUUAUGAUGGAGAGGUCGGUUGAACGUGGUGCGGGCGAUCAAGCGUUUAUUUUCUUAACUCUGCAUUAUUCCUCUAAUGCAUUCAACCACCAUCUCUUCUCAGCGAGCAUGGGCCUCAUUUCGUCGCGAAACAUUUAUCCGGAUUUUCCCCUCUAAAGCAUUCCUGGAGACGUGUGUCGUCUCACGCGGCCAGCGGUUGACUUUUCCUUUCGUUCCUGAACCAAUCGCGCCUACCUCGCCCUCACGCACCGCCCCUUAUUCUACGGACAGAUAGGGGGCACCACGAACAAAACGAUUUACGAAAGAGUCUCCUCUUGCUGCCGCGACGGGAAAUUCGAUUCCACACCUAUACAUACCUUCCCAGCACAUUCGAGUAUAUG